Tuber melanosporum (Perigord truffle) is the source of this 3167-nucleotide messenger RNA. RefSeq lists its product as uncharacterized. Gene Ontology annotation, cellular component: early endosome; membrane; Golgi apparatus. NCBI's taxonomy places the organism in Eukaryota, Fungi, Ascomycota, Pezizomycetes, Pezizales, Tuberaceae. The transcript has 16 exons. The coding region runs from base 135 to 2729 and encodes 864 amino acids. The record is from RefSeq and is a predicted model, not a curated record. Gene Ontology annotation, molecular function: voltage-gated chloride channel activity. Gene Ontology annotation, biological process: transmembrane transport; chloride transport.
CUCCUAUCUCGCUCCUCUCGCCAAACCUUCCACCAUCCUACCCGAGUUUCGUGGUUUGUUCGCAGUGGUUUCGCUCCCCUUACUGCCCCUGCUGUUAUCUAGUGCGAGGCUUUUGCUACCCGUCUGCUUGGAUCAUGGCCGACGACAUCGGAAGUAUGCCUGGUCAACGCCGGGUCCCGGAGAGAGAUUUGAAGGCCGGAAGGAGAAGUCGUCGAAGACUCUCUGCUUCCUCCAGAGAUAAGGAUACCGAGCAGGACGAACAGUCUGGCUUGCUUGGAGGAUCAUGCUCCGGGGAUCAGAGGGACUACCAAACAGUCCCGGGGACCCCUCGACAUAGACUUUCCCGACAUCACUCCUCACAUUCUCCUAUGGCUAGUCGUCCUAGCAGAGUUCCGUCAUUCUCACAAUGUUUGAGCAGGGCCCUAUCGAACUACGAUCUCAGAGACAGGAACAAUGAGUCACUUUUGGAGGAUCGGGUUUGGUAUGAUCAGUUCACCUCUACUGAUUGGAUUAACGACUCGAUCAAGGAUGCCCACCGAGUGAGGGCUCUGAGGGCUCGCAAGGAUUUCCGGGGCAGAGUCUACGCUUGGUUCGACGGUGCCCAAGGAUGGGUUCUGGUUGCGAUUAUUGGCUUUGUGACGGCCUCCAUAGCCUUUUUCAUAGACGUUACGGAGAAUGUCCUAUUCGAUUACAAGGAGGGGUAUUGUACGAAUGGGUGGUAUUUUAGCAAAAAGAAGUGCUGUUUAAGUGAUACCACGAAUGAAUUCUGCCCUAUGUGGCGCUCUUGGUCACAGGCAAUUACGAAGUCUGAAGUGUCUACUGAGCGCAUUGACUAUAUCGCAUAUGUUACGUUGACGGUGAUCCUAGCUACCGCUUCAUCGCUACUCACCAUGACUACUCGCACGGUUUACCCUGGGACCCUGCGCAUCCAGACCGUAGACGAAGACCUCUCGCAAAUUCUAGGUGGAAGCUCCGGUGCUGAAGCGAAGGCUGCUGUUGCUUCACCGACUGUUUACUAUUCUGCUGCUGGCAGCGGUGUGGCAGAAGUCAAAGUGAUUUUGUCCGGAUUCGUUCUCCACGGGUAUCUCGGUUUAAAGACUCUUGUGGUUAAAUCAUUCGCCUUGAUUUUGAGCGUUGCUUCUGGGCUGAGUUUGGGGAAGGAGGGGCCAUAUGUUCACAUCGCCGCUUGCGUAGGAAAUAUUGCUUGUCGUCUAUUCUCCAAGUAUAACCGCAACGACGCCAAGCGUAGGGAGGUUCUGAGUGCUAGCGCGGCGAGCGGGGUUGCGGUUGCAUUCGGUGCCCCGAUUGGUGGGGUCUUAUUUAGUCUCGAGGAAGUCAGCUACUUCUUUCCUUCGAAGACCCUGUUCAGGACUUUUUUCUGUUGCAUUGUGGCUGCUUUGUCGUUGAAAUUCCUGAAUCCUUAUGGGACAAACAAGAUUGUACUUUUUGAGGUUCGGUAUACCUCUGAUUGGCACAUAUUUGAGCUCUUUGUAUUCGUGUUUUUGGGGAUGUGUGGUGGCGUUUAUGGUGCCUUUUUCAUCAAGGCUAGUAAAUUCUGGGCAACUACAUUCCGGCGAAACGGGUUUAUCAAGACCCACCCGGUUCUGGAGCUCAGUCUUGUUGCCCUUGCAACUGGCUUGGUAUCCUACUGGAACCGAUUCGUCAAAUUGGCCGUUAGUGAACUCCUCUUCGAGCUUGCGAGCCCGUGUUCUGGAAACCCAUCCGAUCACUCAGGACUCUGCCCGAAGCCCGAUGAGAUACCGAGUACUAUAUUGUACCUUUUGGUUGCUUUGGCCAUUAAAAGUGUUCUCACCGUUGUUACAUUCGGAACCAAAGUCCCCGCAGGAGUUUAUGUACCUACCAUGGUUAUUGGUGGCAUUAUGGGACACGUUGUUGGCCUCGCUGUGGAAUAUGCGGUUUAUAAAUUCCCGCACUCCCCUAUGUUCGCUUCAUGCCCAGUCGGUGGAGCCUCGUCAGCCUGUGUAACUCCAGGCGUAUACGCUCUUGUUUGCGCAGGUGCGGUUAUGUGUGGGGUCACUAGGCUAUCAGUAACACUUGCUAUCAUUUUAUUCGAAAUGACCGGCAGUCUUGAUCAUGUCUUGCCGUUCUCAUUAGCAGUGCUUGUAUCAAAGUGGACUGCGGACGCUAUCGAACCCCUAAGCAUUUAUGAUCUUCUUACUGCUCUGAAUUCCUAUCCAUAUCUCGAUACAAAAAUGCGGCCUGUGUUUUCUUCUCAGCUUAGUGACAUUACGCCGAGGCCAAGACCAGAACGAGUGAUAGACAUCACGGAUUCGGUUUAUGUUCCUGCUGACGAGCUUCGCGAAAAGUUACAGAUGCUACAGGCCGUCGGAGAACUCGAUGGUGGACUUCCGAUUGUUAGAAAUGACAUUCUUGUUGGCCUUAUUCCCGCUCCAGACCUAGAGUUUGCUCUUGAUAAUCUACAGUCCUCUGAGCAAGACGAGCUGUGUUGCAUGGAGCCUAAGGGCGAGUGGUGGGAUGGAGGAUCUGAUGACGACUCAAUGAGGGACCCAACAUAUUUUUCGCAAUACAUCGACCCUGCACCCGUUGCAUUGGAAAGACACUCGCCUAUGGAGUUGGUUUAUGAGUGUUUCGCCAAGUUGGGGUUGAGAUACAUGUGUGUAUUGCGGGAUGGGCAGUUUGCUGGAGUGGUUCACAAAAAGACGUUCGUAAAGUACCUGAUGGAGGUCACCGAAGGCAAGGUUGAGUAAACAGUCGGCCCUCCCCCAACUUUUCUUCCUUCGGCACCUGUUGUAUACCGAAACCCCACUUGCUAUUCUUAGUCCGAUAGUGCUAGCUAUAUUAUUACUGUGUGUGUGCGCGUUUGUGCGUGCGUGCGUGCGCAUUCGAUUAUCACCUCGUUUCUCCUAUUCUACUCUUGUGCAUCCAUUGUCGAAAACAUUGGUUCUUCUUCCUUAGGUUAUUUUUCUUAUAUACCCUUCCCAUGCUCGGUAUCUGUGCUUUUUUAUGAUAAUUGGGCUUACAUUUUUGUUUUUUAUUCCAUCCGCCAGAAAUUCCGUUAUUUCAUUUUUCAUUUUUCACUUUUCUGGUUUUAGUCAUACAUAUUCACGAGUGGUCGUAUAGUUCUAGAGAGGGAUGGAGGGAUGUGCAUGGUAGAUAAUUGGCGCGGUGAAAUCAUUGUAGCUUGU